Solenopsis invicta (red fire ant) is the source of this 2244-nucleotide messenger RNA. RefSeq names its product phosphorylase b kinase gamma catalytic chain, skeletal muscle/heart isoform (gene PhKgamma). Gene Ontology annotation, molecular function: calmodulin binding; phosphorylase kinase activity; ATP binding. The record is from RefSeq and is a predicted model, not a curated record. Gene Ontology annotation, biological process: glycogen biosynthetic process; protein phosphorylation. Lineage: Eukaryota; Metazoa; Arthropoda; Insecta; Hymenoptera; Formicidae. Gene Ontology annotation, cellular component: phosphorylase kinase complex. The transcript is spliced from 10 exons. Bases 497 to 1549 code for a protein of 350 amino acids.
GACGAACACUCCGACACGACAUGAACGACAGUGCGGUCGCGCGAUAGGAACUUUGCUCAUUUACUAGUAGUAUGUUUCGAUUGCUCGGCUGCGAUCGGUGAAUUUUGUUGAGUCUUUCUCGGGAGUGAAUUGUUCUCGGCGAAUGCACCAUCGUUGAGAUUUGUGUGAGAAGCGCAGCGCGUCUCUUAUGAGCGUCGUAGUGCGUCGUAGUGAAAACGACACGCGACGCGAAUCAUGGCAAAAGAUGAGGCGGAUGACGUGCUGCCAGACAAGGAUGCGGCGAAGGGAUUCUACGCCAAGUACGAGCCUAAGGAGAUCCUGGGCAGGUUAGCGAAAGCAAGAAGGGAUGUUCCAGUGCAGUCUAGUGCAGGAAUAGAAAACAAGCCUCAGGGGAAUAUCUUCCACUGUGAGGAGAUGCAUAGAGAAAGAGACGGGAAGAGAGUACGCGGCUAAAAUUAUAGACAUCAGCAAUGAAACGAACGAGGAUGGGCAUACUAUGAAAGAUGCUACACUGCAAGAAGUACAGAUACUUCGUAGAGUAGCUGGACAUCCGUAUAUCAUUGAGUUGCAUGAUGUUUUUGAAUCUAGUACAUUUAUAUUCUUAAUUUUUGAAUUAUGCAAGAAUGGAGAGUUGUUUGAUUAUCUUACAUCGGUUGUGACACUUUCUGAAAAGAAGACGCGUUAUAUUAUGAGACAAGUAUUUGAGGGAGUCCAGCACAUACACAAUCAAGGAAUAGUGCACAGAGAUUUAAAACCCGAGAAUAUAUUACUUGACGAUAAUUUAAAUGUAAAGAUAACGGACUUUGGAUUUGCCAGAAUAUUGAAGCCUACAGAAAAAUUGGAAGAUCUUUGUGGUACACCUGGCUAUCUAGCACCAGAAGUAUUAAAGUGUAGUAUGUUUGAAAAUAUGGAAGGUUACGGAUUUGAAGUUGACAUAUGGGCUUGUGGCGUGAUUAUGUUUACGCUAUUAGUUGGCUGUCCUCCAUUUUGGCAUCGAAAGCAAAUGGUUAUGCUUAGAAACAUAAUGGAAGGAAAUUAUUCAUUCACCUCUCCCGAAUGGACUGAUAUAACAGAGGCUCCGAAAGAUUUGAUAAGAAAGUUGCUGGUUGUUGAACCUAGAAGAAGAAUUUCUAUAAAGGACGCACUGGAACAUUCGUUCUUCCAUACAGUUCUGUGGGAUCAAGACAUCGCUCCUCUAAAACGUUCUCUGUCAUCUAAUUCGCGACGUCUGAGUAGAAUAUCUCAAUUAGCUUUGGAACUGAAAGCGAAAUCGUUCAAUGCGAGGAAGAGAUUCCAGUUGGCAAUUAUUUGCGUGAGAGCUGUUAUUCGUAUUAAACGACUUCACAUCACACCUGAACCGCUUUCGACCCAAGUAGCUUGUACGGACCCAUAUAGAAUAAAAAUUCUGCGAAAGGUGAUCGAUGGUUGUGCGUUUCGUGUUUAUGGGCAUUGGGUGAAGAAAGGAGAGGGCCAGAAUCGAGCGGCACUUUUCGAAAAUACUCCAAAAACGGAAUUGAAGAACCUAUAUGUUAGUAAUUUAAAUAGAUAACUAUUACUUUGCUAAACCAUUUUAGUUAAAUUUACUGGCAUCAGAAUCUCGAUGAGCCUAAUGAAACAUAUAUCAGACAGAUGUAAUUCUAAAAUAUUCGAAAACAGAAUUUUUUUUUAGAUUGAACUAUAGUGGAUAUUAGUCUGAUCAGAUUUUUACUUAAACUUAUAUAUAAGGUUUUCUCUCUGUAAUACCUUUCAUAUAAUUUAUUAGUAUAUUGAUUGAAAUUAGAAUAGGAAAAAAAUUUUGAAGUAUACAGAAUUUUCUGAUAUUUUUAAAUAUAUUACAAGUUUUACAAUAUAUUGUUACAAUAUAUAUUGUUAUCACAUAUGACAACGAAGUAAAGUAAAUUAUUUUAUUAAAGAUUAUUUAAAUCUUUGUUCUCUAUUCAAAAUGAAACAUGAUAUAUUUAAUUAUAUAAAAGAUAUAAUUCUAUAGCUAUGAUACUUUGUGACAUACUUAUUACGUAAUGCAGAAUGUAUACGUAAUGUUAACAUGAUUUAUUUUGCAGAAUGUAAAAAUAUUCCAGGUUACAACUACGUGUAAAAAUACGUUUUCAGAAAUUAAGGCUCCUGAGUACUCGUCGCGGCCAUAUUGAAGUCGUGAUGUCAGAAGCGAAAAAUAGCGUAUAAUGACACGUAAUUUUGUCCGACCAUUUCCAUUUGUAAAUAAAGCCAAUUUGGAUAAAACACUAA